GAAAAUUGAUAUUGUUGUGAGAGGGAGAAUGAAAGACAGAGAGCGGGUAGGGCAGCCACCAGCAUCAUUACUUAAUGAUGAGAGAGGGAGACACAAGGCUGGUCUCUAAAUGACACAGAGAAGAAGGAGGGGAUUGUGGGAGAUUAAGUGAGCUCUGUGCUGUUUGCUAUACACUGCAAAGCACUGCAGGAUGUUUGUUGAGCAGCACUCUCAUUUGGGACGAGGAGAAAGCCGGUAGGGGGACCUUAAACUUGGCUGAGGAGAAAGGCGAAAGCAUUGUUCCGUGAGUGCCUCGGGAGGAGGAUCUGAGAAGAAGAUAAGGAUUAGACAGCAAUGUUUUGGGUAUUCAUUUAUGGGAUACAACUUCGAAGGAGAAAAAGCGCAGUAAAGUUGGAGUCUCAUGUUGUCGCUAAGCAGUUUACUUUUGAUUUGUGGUUCGGAAGUGUUUUUUUCUUUUUUUGGAGGGGGGGGAAUGGGAUUAACUAAGUGAGCCAAAUUGCUUACUUGUCUGGAAGUGGUAUGAACUUUUGUCCUUUCUGCCUUCAAAUUCAUACAGACUUACAGCGGGAAAUGUGUUUGAACUGAUCGGUGAUUAAAUAUUCAACUUUACGUCACUUGAUACUAAUUGAGAAGAAACAUCUUUUUAAAGGUGAAGUAUCUCCCUCUGUGCGUAUGACUUUUAAACACUAAGCUCUCGUAAUGUGUUUAAAAGUUUGCUACUUAGUGGACAAUGCUUUGGGACCUCAACAACUACUCGAUUAACUGACCGAUAGGAAAUUCAUUGGCAACUAUUUUGAUAAUCAGAUUAAUCAUUUUGAAUCAUCGUUUUAAGAAAAUUAAUGUCAAAAUGAUCUGAUUCAAGCUUCUCACAUGUGAAUAUUUUCAGUUGUUCAGUAUUGAUUAAUCGAGAAAAAUAAAUUAAUAAUCGAAAAUCAUCAUUAGUUGCCGCCCUACAAUGAUUACUGAAAAUAAAGUGUAUUAUUUCUGCAUACAUAGAAACAACUCUAACUAGACUGAGGGAGAACCAGAAGGAUUAGAAACCCUGAAGGACCCGACUUCCAGAAACAUGACACCUGGACUGUAUACAGGCCCUCUCCUUGCGCUGCUCUGUCUCCUCCAUGGCUCUGAGGAGACCUGUCCAUCCAUGUGCCUCUGUGUAUCUGACACAGUGAGCUGUAGCUCCAGUGGUCUGGCCAAGCUACCUUUGUCCCUGCCCUCCUUUUCUGUCACACUCGACCUCAGCCACAACCAUCUAUCCUGGCUGGGUCCGGAUGGCUUCAAGAGGAUGCCCAGACUGGAAAACCUCCGGAUGGCCCACAACAAGCUCAGCUCCCUGGGCCAUGGGGUGUUUCAAAAUGCCUCCAGCCUCAGGCUCCUUGACCUGUCCUCCAACAUGCUGCAUGUGGUGGAGCAACACUACUUCCAGGGGCUGUGGAGGCUAGAGGAGCUCCUUCUCUUCAAUAAUAAGAUCUCACAGGUAGAGGCUGGCGCUCUGAGCGGCCUGAGCAGCUUAAAAAUGGCCUACUUCAGCCUCAACCAGAUCACACACUUCCCAUUCUUCUCCAUCCAAGACCAUAGUCAUCCUUUCCUGACUAUGCUGGACCUCUCAUCCAAUCGUAUGACUCGUCUGCCAUGGGAGGAUGUGAAAGCUUUGCCCGGGUUGGUGCAGCGAGGGCUGUACCUCCACAACAACUCUCUGAUCUGUGACUGCUCCAUGUACAGUGUGUUCUGGCACUGGAAUCUGAGGGGUUAUGACUCACUAAAGGACUUUACGGAUGAGCACACUUGCACCAUCUAUGGGGACCCACGAGCAUCCAUCCGGUUCCUGCGACACACCCGCUUUUUCCACAAUUGCACUGUGGAAAAAGCCGUCUCACAGCCAGUGACUGUGCUCCUCUCCAACGUGUUGGUUUCAGAGGGAGAAAGAGUGCGUCUAGACUGCCAAACGUCCCUGAGUAGCACAGACCUCUCAUUUACAUGGCUCUCCCCCAGCAAGGGGUACAUCACCCAGGCCAGCAUAAAUGACACGCUAAUUAGCCUGUUUGCUAAUGGUACCUUGGAGAUCCAAGCAGCCAAGGUCAAUGACACAGGUCUGUACGUGUGCACAGCGGUGGAUAUUAAACAGGCACUGAAUGCAACCCGUGAGGUGAAUGUGACUGUGCUGCUGCCUGUAGCAGAGUCAUUCAACACCGGCUACACAACGUUGCUGGGCUGUGUGGUGACCAUGGUCUUCAUCCUCAUGUACCUCUACCUGACUCCAUGUCGCUGCAGCUACUGUAAACAGCCCAAACCUCCACUCAUCCCCAUUGCGGCCUACGACCCCAGCACCCUAACUUCUGUUUUCUCCCCCUCCACAAGACAGCAGCCCAAAAUCCAAACUAAUAAGCAUGUAGCAUUCAUGGAGCCAAUGAUAAGUGAAGAAGGAACAGAAUUAACACCUGAAAGUUGAUGCUGAGCAGGGUUUUUUCUUUUCCUUUUUUGGGUUGGAAACAGAAGACGUCUGGACAAAGCAAAACUCCUUACUCAGGAAUUAGCGGCGAGAUGCAAUCAGAAGUGAGUGUUAACACUGUAAAGGGAAAAAGAACAUCAUGUCUCUUUCCCGACUCCCAGCUGCAGUUAAAAGGCCUUCUAGACAAAAAAAAGCAAUAUCUCCUGUUCCAAUUGUGCUCUUCUCUGUCAUCUGGCCCGGUAGUCGAAAUUAAAGUUUCAACUUUGGUUUAUUACCCUCAGUGUACUGACAUUGCUAAAUCACAGUAGAGCCAUUAUCAUCCCUAAAAAUCAGCUAAUAACUUCUCUGUGUACUCAGGUACAGCACUAGGGGGGAAUAUUUCUCGUGAGAUCAGAGAAUGAAUCUGGCUCACUUUUCACAGAAAGUGUUAAACAAGGAUUAAACCCCCCGGAAAAAUGCUGCAAGUUUAUGACAGUAACAGACAGCAGGAAGUAAGUUCAGCCUGUGUAUAGUUGAGUUGAGGUGCUCCAUAUUUAGUGUGGAAGAGAUAGGCACUAGCACUGCACCAGCUGAAGAUAACUUAGAUACAGCAGAUAUUUCUUAAAAUAUGUAGCUUAAACAUGAAGCACCUAAAACUCUAACUCCUGAAAACUUCUGUUUCCUGUGUUCUUAAUAAAGGAUUUGUUCCCUUUAGAUCAGUUGCCUGCUCUGCUGAUAUAGUUUUGGUUUUGAAGGCAAUUUUAGCAAACCAAUUACUAUCAUAUAAAAAAAGAAGAAUUAAGAUACAGCAAGAAAAGCAAUGAAUGUUUCUGUGCAGAAGCCAUAGCUUUCAGCAAACAUUUAAAAAUCUUAUCUAGCAGAAAACAGAGGUGCAUCCUGCAGUGAUCCAUCAUAAAUAUAUAUAUUGCAUAUAAACCUGUUGUAUUAAUCUGGCAGGGAAAAACAAUGACUCUCUAUCUGCGCUCUGCUUAUCUGGCAAAUAGUGAAGUACAGAAAUCAGGAGUGUCAACAAACCAAAAACAAACAGCAAUUGGACUGCUCUUCAAAGACGGCAUCUCUUUGAUCAAACACAGCUGAGCACUUUGAACACUGCGGAACAAACACAACCACAAAAUUUUAACUGGAGUGACAAAUACUUCAAGCAGCUCUGACGCAAACCCCGAGGGGGGCAUUACUUUGUAUAGCUUUGUUUUUUCCUUAAUUCAGUGUAACAUGCUUCAAAUGACAGAAUAACACUCUGCAACGCUAGAGAUGAAAGAAGAUGCUGAAGAAGGACUUGCAUGCACUGCAAGUGUGUGGGAUGAGAACAUGAAGUCGAUGACAUGAAAAAGGGUGGCUGGGGAUGAUGGGAUGUUCAAAACCUGAUGAGACAAACAGUAGCUUCAAAAGAAACAAAUCAAUUUUAAUCUUAAUGCAAACACUAGGUGAGACUAAGGAUUGCAUCGAGAUUGAACAGGAUUAGAUGUAAUCCUUUAUAUAAUGUCAAAGAGAAGUCGUCAGUAAGCACACAUCUCACAAAGGACAGCAUGUUGUUAGAGAAGGGGCAUUUGAUUAUUUCUAAAUCCUUAAUUAAAACUCCUUUCAAGCCCGAGGAGACUAAUAUUGUUGUGCAACUUGAAUGUAAAUUCAGACAAAAAAAGGUGGAAAUCUGAAAUCAAAUGGGCAGCCGUGCAUGAAACUGGGACAGAUUAACUCUUUGACAGCACUGAGUUUCAUCACUAUUAAACUCUCAGGGAUUAAGCAAAAAUCUGUUAGACUAAGAGAGCACUGUGUUAUGAUGCACCACUCUGUUUAAUCACACUGCUACUGACUUGUUACAUUUAGCAAAGUUUAAAAUGUUUUCACCAUGGUAAGCAACAUUCAAAUUCCUGAACAAAGAUUACGUAACAUGCCGCUAUGUGCCCAUGAUGUAACAUCAUGUAUCAGAGUCUUUCAUGACCCGUUGUUUUUCAGAGACAGUGUACUAGAGACAUUACACGGUGUGAUGAGUUGGGGUUAGGUUUUAGGAGAUUACAACGAGGAUAAAAACCAGGUGCUUUGUCAAUUUCAAUGUUUUUAAAACCCUCUAAUCUGGUUCCGCUCUCUGACACAGCACACACAGCUGGGUUGGGAUUUAUUGUUUCUGAUAUGAUUAGCAGACAGGUUAAAACAUAGAGGACAUGAUGUGAGCAUUUCAUUAAGGGCUUUCUAUUUCACAGAGGGUCCACUGGUGACCCUGGUUAUGUAAGCACACUGCUGUUUUAGGGAAUCAACCUCAGUGUAGGCAGCAUGCCAGAGUUAGAAUGAGUAAAGUUAGUAUCCCGAUGCCAUUUGGUAUCCAGUGUUUUAUUUUAACAUUGUGACAGCAAGUACUUUACUGAUAAUGGGAGGCCUCAGCAGUGUAUUUUCAAAAAACGUGGUAUAAAAAGCACAGCAUAAUUUUGCUCUAUCAAAUUGUCACACGCAUUCCUGCUCAUUUGAAACAUGAGGAGGUAGUGAAUAGUUUGCUGAAAUCAGGAGCACUGCAAUAUUCCCUGUUUCAUUUGCUCUAACAUUUACACAUUAAUAGAUAAUCCUAAUAAUUACACUUUAAAAUAACAUGAAUUUCUAGGCUACACAGAAAGGUGCAGGUCUGUAUAGCUCAGUCUGUCUGCAAAUUAUCCUGAACAACUCUAACAAAUUACCCAGAUGUAAAGGAAGGAGCUCUUGAUGCUUUAAAAUAUGCCUUUCUCCAAAGCAAAACACUCCAUCAGGCUUCAAUUAAAGCAUGCACUUCCCUUUCCAGAUUAAUUGUUUUCCCCUAGUUCGGCUGGGCUCCAAGGGAUUCAAAAUCAUCUUAUUCAAGAAUCUAAUUACUGUGGAAGGGGAGUCUAACUCUGAAUAGCACAAGUUGAAUUGCUUUCACUAUUGGAGGGUUGCCUUGACUGUCAACGGGGGCUAUUACUGAACUGUCAGAACACUCAUCAGGCUGGAGUGGAGGCGUCCAGCUGUGGCAGAUACAUACACAUCUUUCAGACGCUGCGACACCCACAUACGCAAGCUCAGUGGAGGCCCAAUGUCACCAAACCGACAAAAACCCUUAUUUCACUGUAAUUGGACACUUUACUUGGAAUAUGUGCUUGAGAAAAACACACAGCAUUCAUUUCAGAACAGCCCACCAGCCAGCUAUGCUAUACUGUAGAUCUUUUUUAGGAGGUAGGCUGCUUGCUUCCCAAAAAAGACUAAAAUCAAUGUGAACUGCUGCACACCAGACAACAGACUCUUUAUCAUAGCUCUGCGCUAAAUAUGAGCGCAGCCCAUUUUUCUGUGUUUUCGAAGCAGCUGGAUGUCCGACAUGUCAAACAGGAUCCUAGUCUCAGUCAGAUUACUGCGGAAGACAUUGCACAUGAAUGCCUCAUUAAUCAAAUGUAUAGAUCUAUCACAUUUUAUUACAAACAAACAGAACAUAUGCAGUGAUACACCCUAAUCUAAGCCAUUCAGCAUAUUGGAAGCAGUAUCCUGGCUCACUGUCUCUCUGGGGCUGUUAUGUGCUUCAGUGAGUAGAAUUUAGCUGGAUAUUAUAAGAUUUGACAGGUACAAUGACUCAAAGUAUUUUAAGUUUUAUAUUGUUGCUCAUGACCACUUUUCUACAACAUCCUCUUGUCUUUUUAUUCUUCCUCUGUGUUCAGCUUGUGUCAUUUCUCCUACCAGCUUUAUUGUAUCAUGUGGUAAUGGUGCUUCCCUUGUUAUUAUCUGUCACACUUGUCCAGUAAAAGACAACAAUGAACUUUGAUGAAA
Molecule: messenger RNA, 6205 nt
Organism: Siniperca chuatsi (mandarin fish)
Lineage: Eukaryota; Metazoa; Chordata; Actinopteri; Centrarchiformes; Sinipercidae
Product: amphoterin-induced protein 3-like
Exons: 2
Coding region: 1067-2449 (460 amino acids)
Cellular component (GO): plasma membrane
Molecular function (GO): protein binding
Source: RefSeq, a predicted model, not a curated record